GUGAUCGUUCGUUUUGCGUUCGCGUAUCAACUUUGUUCGUGGUUAUACCGUUUCUAAAGGCCGAUACUUCUCCAGUGUACGAGCGUGCGCGCUCCUAUCGUGACGUGUUUCAUUAACUGCUGCUACUAUUAUUGUACGGUGACAAACGAUUAAUCCUUGAGAAUUGACAGCCGGAUCAAAAAUAGACCUCAACAUGGAUAACAAGAAUUCACAAGACGUACAAAAGAAAGUGGAGCAACUAAGGGAUUGGAUAAACCAACAGCCACAUUUGCCCAAGGAUUUAGAGGACAGGAUCUUAGUAAGGUUUCUUCACAGCUGCUACUAUGACGUGGAGAAGACGAAGCAAACCAUUGAGCUGUUCUUCAAGAUCAGAGACAAUUCACCAGAGCUCGUCAACUACAGGGAUCCACUGUCACCUGCCAUGCAAAAGGUUUUAAAAAUCGUAAAAUUAGCACAAUACCAGAUCUCAGGCAACCGGAACAUCUGGUUCUGGCAACUGAACGACCCUGGUCUAGAGCAGUAUGACUACCUUCAGGACGCUCGAAUGUUCUUCAUGACCUGUGACGCCUGGAUGUUGGCGAAUGAUGUGUUAGCUGAUGCUGACAUUGUGGUGAUGGAUGCUAAGGAUAUCACGCUCAAGUUUAUUACGAAGUUCAAUGUUUCUGUGGCGAGGAAGCUCUCUAAAUAUCAGGAGGAUGCCAUGCCGAUCCGACUAAAGGAGGUUCACGUCAUCAAUGCACCGCCUUUCGUGGACAAACUCUUUGGCCUCAUGAAACCGUUCCUCAAGCAAGAGAUCACCGAUAUGAUUCACUUCCACGUGCCGAAAUCAGAGACUCUGUACAACUACAUCAACAAAGAGGAUUUGCCGCAAGACUACGGUGGCUCCCAAGCCACUAUGGAUGAAAUGAACAAACGGGUCAUAGAUAUCGUUAUGGAACAAAGGCCAGUAUUUUUGGACGAAAACUUCUGGAAAACAGAAAAGAAGGGAAAGAAACCCAAAGAAGCCACCUUCAGGUCUCUUGACAUAGACUAAAUGUACAGACAUGACAAUAUUAUAAUGUUCAAAACUAGACAUGCAUUGUAUGUGAUAAGAUUUUAAUUUUUAAACUAUUUUGGUGAUAUUUUCUGGCGUUGCCAACGUUCACUAAUUUCGAUUAUGUACCUAUGCAAUAUUUUUUUUCUUGUUCCAUGUUUUUAUAUGACCAGCAAUGGUGGUACAAAAUAUCUACCCCAACCACCUGAAAGAAACUUCACCAUAGGUAUUUUAAAAGGUGUAAUUAGCGAUCCAUCAAUCUACCUACUGGGAAUUACAAUUACCGAUCCAUCCUUUGUUUUGGUAUUGGAGAUAGAAUAAUAAGCUUCAUAUUUUUGUUUUUCAAUCUAUAAUUAAAAAUCCGCAGUUAGUAAGCGUUGGCAUAAGCUAGUGAUAGUUUCAUGUUUUUAAGAUAAGUUUUGUAUAUUUUUGUUGAACAAUAUAAGGUUUUGUACGACGGGUACAGUUAGCGUCAAAAUAAAGUGACCACUUUUAUUUUGUGCUGAUUUAGGGUAAAAAAAAUUAAGAUUUUUUUUUGCACAAUAUUUUUUUUUAUGUAAGUAUAUAUAAAGCUGGCUGUGUUAUUUCCGUGCCUUAUUGUCGUUUUUUUUUGUGUAAUGUGAGCAGCUGGACAAUAUAAUCUGUUGAGAAUUGGUCAUUCUAGGUACGCCAUUUAUUUCCUUACGGAUGGUAAGUUUGAUUCAUGUUUUGCUUUUGUCCAUAAACAUAUUAUAAGGCAAAAUAAAUGUAUUUUUUUGGAAAUUGGGCAUUUUGUUUCAAUGGUUUAAUGUUAUAUACAAUUAACAGACUGCCUCGCAAAUCGCCAGAAUCUUGCAAAUUAAUUAUUGAAUAAAACGUGGGUGUUUUUACUUUAUAUUCUUGUAAGAUUGUUAAUAAGGUUGGUUGGAAAAAUAGCCAGAAUCAACAUGACUUAUAUAAUAUUGUAGAUUAUUGUAUUCGGUGUCAAAUAAAUAAGCGUAUUUUGUAGUGUUUACCAAUCAAAUUACGUUUGAUAUGAUAAUGUAAUAUUACAUACCUGUAGGUGAGGUCUUAGCAUGGAAAGGAAAUAUACGCUGCUUUGCGUAUAUUCAAAGUUCGUGUGGAAUUGAAAACAAUUUUAUUUUUAAUACAGGGCCAGUCCAUGUGUACCUAUUUCUAAAAGAUCAAAGAAUUACAAGAGAUUUUUAUCAAAGGUUCAUGUCAUUAUACAUUAAUUUUAGUAAAAUAUAAAGAUACUAAUUACUUAGUAGGUGUUAUGUAUUAGUAAUAUUUUUAUAAAGAGUUGAUGUUCAAACUUGUUGAGAAUUGAUUUCUUAUGAAUAUUAUAAUGUUAAAACUAUGUUAAAAACAUUCCAUAUGUGAAGUGGGUGAAGGAAUAUUUUGUACAAAUAAAUAUUUUUGUUUAUAAAA
Helicoverpa armigera (cotton bollworm) is the source of this 2443-nucleotide messenger RNA. RefSeq names its product alpha-tocopherol transfer protein-like. Lineage: Eukaryota; Metazoa; Arthropoda; Insecta; Lepidoptera; Noctuidae. Gene Ontology annotation, molecular function: phosphatidylinositol bisphosphate binding. The transcript is spliced from 7 exons. Gene Ontology annotation, cellular component: membrane. The record is from RefSeq and is a predicted model, not a curated record. The coding region runs from base 194 to 1033 and encodes 279 amino acids.